ACUCUCAUUCGGAUCCUGAGAGUCCUGGUUCCAGUGUGAAGACUCUGUUCAGUCAGGACUCAGAAACUUAAAUGAUUGAUUAUUUCCAUUAUAGAUUCAUGGUACCACUUUACUAUAAGACUACCCUUAUAAAGGAUUUAUAAAUGGUUUAUAAUCAGGUUAUUAAUAUUGUUGUUAACACUUUAUAAAUCAUAAACAAACAAUUAUAAACAAGUUACAACAGUCUUCUCAGCUGACGCUUCCUACUUAUUAAUCUAAUGAGCUAUUACCAUUUCUAACUGGUAACAGGAGCCUCUUAGUAACUCAUUAAUUAACAAUGAUGUGUUUCUAAAUGUUAAUAACUGAUCAAUCAAUGGUUGUAAACUGAGACGAAGAUGAUGAAGGGAGAAUCACAGAGAUGUGGACAGAGACUGAGCAGUUCACCAGGUAAAGGAAGGUCACACCUGAGUCACACCUGAGUGUUAAAGCCGAAGAAGAGGAACCAGCAGAAAUCACCUCCAUGUUCAUAUCUGAUCAACAGCUCAAGCUCAAGCUGGUUUCCUCAUCAUGCUGACCCCCCGGAAGUUGUGUCUGACAACACGAAGUCAAGUCGUCAUCCUGGGACAGUGUGAUGUCACUAACCCCACCCAUCAGUGGGCAUGGACAGGUGGGGCCAGGCUGAUCCACACUCAGUCCUCCAAGUGUCUCUGGGCCAAUCCCAGCCCUCACCUGCCGCUCCACAACCGCCUCGCCAAACUCAGCGACUGCAGCACGGCGCCGGCGUGGAGCUGCUACGAUGCCGAGGGAGCCCUCGGAUUGGCUGAGACACACAUGUACCUGAAGAAACUGGGGCCAUGGGUGGUGGUUGGAGGAAACCUGAAGACUUCAGAGUGGAGGAAGUACAAGGUGGACUCAGGAGGGAAUCAGCUGAUGACGUCUUUAUGCUCCAAGACAGACUCCGCCCCCCCGUCCACCAUCUUUUAUUCAUCCACCCAUAAUCCUGUGGGGCUCAGCAGCACCGUCCACACCAUCAGGAGUCCUGCAGUGACUGAUGACGAGUCACCUCACAGAGUCAGCCGGCAGGUGACCACCUUACAGCUCCGCCCCUCCCACUCUAACACCGCUGCAGUGGAUCUGGACCACGUCACCAGACAUCAGACCAACACGGACCCUGACGUCUCCAGCUCAGUCUCUAACACCGCUGCAGUGGAUCUGGACCAUGUCACCAGACAUCAGACCAACACGGACCCUGACGUCUCCAGCUCAGUCUCUAACACCGCUGCAGUGGAUCUGGACCAUGUCACCAGCUCAGUCACUGAGCUGUCGGCUUUAAACCGGACCCACUCGGUCUCAUCCAAUCCGGCUGAGUCCGCCACCGACACAGCAGAAAGUCCAUCAGGUACCAACGUCCCUGAACUCAGGACUGAGUCCAGGACCUCAUCAGUGCAACAACAAGUCUCCGCAGAGUCCUCAGAGUCCACGUCUUUACCUGGAAGUGAAUGGACUGUGACCACCGCUGAGACUCUGAUCUCAUCUGGUGUCUCCUUCACCUCUAAGGACUUGACUGAUUCUGGUUCAUCAAACCACCAUGAGACAACCACUGAGAAUUCCACCUCCACAGCUGCACCUCCACCUGCCACAGCUCCUUCACCUACAGCAACAGGACAGACAUCCAUCAUGGAGACAGAUCCAGCACCUACCACCUCCCAGACUCCACCCGCCACCUCCCAGACUCCACCCACCACCACCCAGACUCCACUCGCCACCUCCCAGACUCCACCCGCCACCACCCAGACUCCACCCGCCACCACCCAGACUCCACUCGCCACCUCCCAGACUCCACCCGCCACCACCCAGACUCCACCCGCCACCACCCAGACUCCACCCGCCACCACCCAGACUCCACCCGCCACCACCCAGACUCCACUCGCCACCUCCCAGACUCCACCCACCACCUCCCAGACUCCACCUGCCACCACCCAGACUCCACCCGCCACCACCCAGACUCCACCCACCACCUCCCAGACUCCACACACCACCACCCAGACUCCACACACCACCUCCCAGACUCCACACACCACCUCCCAGACUCCACCCGCCACCUCCCAGACUCCACACACCACACACCAGUUUCCACCCAUCACCUCCCAGACUCCACCCGCCACCUCCCAGACUCCACACACCACACACCAGUUUCCACCCAUCACCUCCCAGACUCCACCCACCACACACCAGAUUCCACCCAUCGCCUCCCAGACCCCACCCACCACACACCAGAAUCCACCCACCGCCACCCAGACUCCACCCACCACCUCCCAGACUCCACCCACCACCUCACAGACUCCUCCCACACUCACCUGGACACUGCAGACAGACACCUCAGUGAACACCGCUACUCCAACUGCUCAAUCCACGUCUCCAACAGCCAGGGCAUCAACGGUCCCGCCCACCAGUCCGACCAAUACACCUACAACCACAACCAGGAGCACUACAACCAUGACGACCACCAUCCAAACCACAGCGGGUUCAACCACGCCUGCAGCUACAACAACAGUGACGACAGCUACACCUCCGACCACAACUUCAGGAGUCACAGCUACACCUGUGCUGACCUCCACAGUUUCCCGCUGCUCUGUGAACGUGACGGGGGUCAGCUCCGGUUUGGACUCGGCUGUAGUGACGUUGACCUCCGGCGGCCCGUCCUGUAACUUCAGUCUGGUUCCUGAGGACUCUGAGUCCACCGACUGUGACCCACAUGGAGAGACCGGGACCAGCUUCAUCUGUCGGGUCGGGGGUCUGGAACCCGGGACUUUGUACCGGUUCACUGUGAUUUCCAGGACGGAUGGAGAGAGGAGCAGCGUGUCGGUGCGUACAGACCCUGUUGGUCCAGCUCAUGUGGAGGUCCAGCUGGACCAGGUUCAGUCUCAAUAUAAAACUCUAUCUGCAGUCAACACUGAUUCUUCGGGUUUGAGGGUGUUCUGGUCUCGCUCUGCCGGUCAUGUGGACUGGUAUGAUCUGAGUCUGGAGGACACCAGCUCCGGAUCCACCCGCAGUACUAGUGUCAUGGGAUCUGCAGCCCCCGAGUUUAGGUUCAGCUCCCUGGUCCCUGGCACUCUGUACACAGUUAGCGUUGUGGCUAUAGCCGGGAACAGGAGUGCUGCACCUGUCCACACCACGGCAACUACAGCUCCCUCCUCUGUCAGUGGCCUCCAGGUGGCGUCCUUGUCCUCACGCAGCCUAAGUGUCUCCUGGCAGGGGGGUCUGGGCAGAACCGAGCGGUUCAGGCUUCUGCUGACGGACCAGGACAGGGUUCUGUUGAAGAACAUCACUCUGAAAAACACAGAGACCUCCGCCAAGCUGGACGACCUACAGCCAGGGACCCCCUACACUGUCACCGUGAUAACAGAGGCAGUGGGCCUGCAGAGCUCCACCUCCAAACAGGCUGUCACAGUCCCAGCAGAGCUCUCAGGGCUGAGGCUGGACAACAAUGGCAGCUCACACAGUCUGCUGGCCUCCUGGGCCUCACCUGAGGGGGGCGUGGACCGGUACCUGGUCACCCUGUCGGCUCUCGGAUCGACCCUCCAGCAACAUAUCCUGCCUCCCAAUGUCACCCAGGUGGUCUUUGAGGGUCUGGCCCCCGGUCGCAGCUACCAGCUGUCAGUCCGGACCACAGCUGGAGGACAGAGUACAGAGACCAGGACCAGCGGGAGGACAGUGCCUGACCGGGUGGCGGCUCUCUCCUUGUCUCCUCUUGCUGAUGGCGUGACCCUGAGGCUCAGGUGGACGCAGCCCACAGGUGACUGGGAGAACUACGGCAUCCUGCUGAGGACGGACUCAGCAGUCCUGGUGAAUCGGACUGUGGACAGACUGAGCAGACAGCUGUCCUUCUCCGCCCUCAGGCUCGGCCUGGUGCCGGGACGCCGCUACACCGCAGAGGUCACGGUGAACAGCGGCAUUCUGGGGAACACAGCGUACUGCCAUGGACGACUUGCUCCUCGCCCUGUGCAGCAGCUGCUCGUCCGUCACGCCGAUGACUCCUCUGUGAGCGUCCUGUGGAGUCACCCAGACGGCGAGUGGGAGGGCUUCACAGCGUUCCUCAGACCUGCGGACACCGACACUGUGGUGGCUCAGAGGCUCCUCCCCUCAGAGUCCAGAGACUGCACCUUCAAUGUCCUCACCUCAGGACGCCGCUACGCCAUCACCGUGACAACCAACAGCGGGAACCUGAGCAGCUCUGCCUCUGUGAUGGCGUGGACCAGUCCGGCUCAGGUCGGCAUGCUGCAGGUUUCUAACCUCGGCACCACUGACAGUCUGCGGGCUCAGUGGCGCCGAGCCUCUGGGGAUCUGGACUCGUACGAGGUCUUACUGGUCCACGACAGCAGCGUCAUCAAGAACGAAAGUGUGGAGGCCAACGCCAUCAGUGUCGGCUUCCACGCCCUGAGAGCCGGAGCUCUGUACAGGGUGGUGUUAACCACGGUCAGAGCCGGACACACCUCCAGACAGGUGGUGGCAGAGGGACGCACCGUCCCUGCAGCCGUGGGCGAGGUGACAGUCAGUAACAACGGUCGUAUGGACUUCCUCAGUGUGUCGUGGCGUCCGGCUGCAGGUGAGGUGGACAGUUACCUGGUGACUCUGAGCGACCGGGAGAAGACGGUUCACACUCUGGCUGUUUCUAAGUCCAGUCCAGAGUGUGUCUUUAACUCCUUGGUGUCCGGACGCCUCUACAACAUCUCCAUCACAUCCCGCAGCGGCAGCUACCACAACCACACCUUCGUCCAGGAGAGAACACAGCCGUCAAAGGUCCACAACCCGACAGCGACCCACGCUGCCCGGGAUGACUACCUGAAGGUCUACUGGCGUCACGCUGCUGGAGACUUUGACCUGUACCAGGUGUUCAUCAAACACAACAACAUGUUCCUGCAGAACCAGACAGUGCUGAAGACGCAAAACGAGUGUGUGUUUAACGGCCUGGUGCCAGGAAGACUCUACACGGUGCUGGUGAACACGCAGAGCGGGAAAUAUGAAGCCAGCGCCUCCACCCACGGCAGGACCCUCCCAUCAGCGGUCCGGUUCCUGGUCCUGGCCAGGCAGGGGACCGAGGACCUGAGGGUGACAUGGUCCGCCGCUCUGGGUGACGUGGAUCACUACGAGGUGCAGCUGUUGUUCAACGACAUGAAGGUGUUCCCUCCCAUCACUCUGGGCAGUGGCGUUGGGGAGUGUGUGCUGUCCUCGCUCACACCUGGACGCCUCUACAAGAUCCUGGUUUCAACCUUCAGCGGCCCCAACCAGAGAGCCCAGUUUAUAGAGGGCCGCACAGUUCCCAGCAGAGUGAAGAACAUCCAUGUCAGUAACAGUGGAGAUAGCAGCAGUCUGAAGGUGAGCUGGACUCCGGGUCAGGGAGACGUGGACGGGUUCUCUGUGUUUCUGUUCAGACAGAGCAGACAGCUGGAUGUCCGCCGCGUCCUCAAACACCAGAACGAGGUGACGUUCGGAUCCCUGCAGCCCGGACAGGUGUACACUGUGACCGUCCAGUCUGUGAGCGGAGAGCUGGUCAACAACAACACUGCCUCAGGACGCACAGUCCCCUCAGCAGUGACGGGGGUCCAGGUGGAGAACCUUCACACCACCUGCAGCCUCCAGGUGAGCUGGCAGGAAGCUCUGGGUGUGGCUGACGGGUACGUCCUGCAGGUUCUGGACAGCAGAGGUGGUCUGGUGACAAACUCCUCCCAGCUCUCUGGACACACCAGCUACAGAUUCGACGGCCUCACCCCGGGAAAGAAGUACCGAGUCCUAGUCCAGACCACCAGCGGGGGGGUCCACAGCCCGGGGGUCAACGCAGAGGCUCGGACACGCCCUGCAGCUGUCACCGACCUGGCCGUGAAGAUCAACACCACCAAUAGCCUGUCCUUCCUCUGGUCUCCACCAGAGGGCGAGUUCGAGCUCUACGAGAUCUUCUUGUAUAAAAGUGAUGAAUCGCUGCAGGAGAGACAGCAAGCCCAGUCCAGCAGUCAGCAAGUCUCCUUCCAGGGUCUCAGACCUGGUGCCCUCUACAGGAUGGUCAUCCUGACCCACAGCGGAGACCAGACCAACCAGACCUCCAUCUUGGCCAGGACAGUCCCAGCAGCCGUGAUCUCUCUGAGGGCUAACAGUGGAAACCAAUCUGAGUCUCUGUGCGUGACCUGGGGGCGUGGCCUCGGUGAUGUCAGUGGUUUCAUGUUGUCUCUCUACAAACCUGACGACUCCAAACAGGCCGAGCAGCAGCUGGACUCAGAGGCCUUUGAGUUCGUCUUCUCAGACCUGGUCCCGGGUCGACUAUACCGAGCUGAGGUCCUGAGUCUGAGCGGAGAGCUCAGCAACAGAGCCAUCACCCUGGGCCGGACCGCUCCCAGACCUCCAACCUCCUUCCUGUUCAGGGGGGUCACCAACACCUCCCUGGAGAUCACAUGGAGUGGUCCUGUGAGCUCCGACUAUGACAGCUUCGACCUGCAGUGGACUCCUGUAGACCGCCUGUCCGUCAUCAACCCGUAUCACAGCCGGACAUCCGGCAGCCGCAUCCUGGCUGGGAUGUUCCCUGGACGACUCUACACCUUCAGCCUCCGAACCGUCAGCGGGGACAUGGAGGCCGGGGCCACACCCACGUACAGCACAGCCAUCCACAGCAGCAUCCGAACCAAGCCGGGGCGAGUCCAUGGCCUCCACUGUCGCCCUCAGAGCUCCAACUCCAUCUCCUGCUCGUGGGGGCCUCCGGUGGCCGACUACGACUCCUACACCGUCGAGUGUCUCCUCCAGGACUCCCAGACGCUGGUUUACUCCAGACGCACCAGCGGAAAUGCCACCACCUACGUCAUCACCCAGUUGGAGCCCCACAAACGCUACACGGUCUCUGUGAAGGUGAUCUCAGACCAGACGACCAGCGACGCGGCUCAGGACGACGUGGUCACCAUGAUUGACCGUCCUCCUGUCCCCCCCCUCAGUACCCGGGUCAGUGAUAAGGCCGCUGUGGUUACCAAGUCCUCCAUCAUCUUCAGGUUCAACUGCAGCUGGUUCAGUGAUGUCAAUGGAGCCGUCAGGUUCUUCACUGUGGUGGUGACCGAGUCCGAAGGUGUUGACAAUGUGCAGCCGGACCAGCAGCACCCUCUGCCCUCCUACCUGGACUAUAAGUCCAACAGCUCCAUCAAGUCCUACCAAACCAGAUACUUCCACAGUAACUGCAGCGAGGGGCCCCACAGCUUUGAGAUCAACGUGGGGACGGGGAUGGAGUCACUUGGAGGGACCUGCAACCACAGAAACACAGAUCCAGAGACCAGCAGAGACCUGAACCAGUUCUGUGAUGGACCACUGAAACCUAAAACUGCCUACAGACUCAGUGUUCGAGCUUUCACUCAGCUGUUUGACGAGGAGAGAAGCGACUUCACCAUGUCCUACCCUCUGUACACCGACACAUACCUGUCCCUCCCUGUGGUCACCGAGGCCGAACCUCUGGGCGGCGUGAUCGAGGGCGUCAGUGCUGGGCUGUUCCUCAUCAUCAUGAUGGUGGGGGUCACCGCUCUGCUCGUCUGCAGACACCGAGCUCGCAAAGUUGUUGAGGAGAGAGCGGGAGUCAGGAUGAGUGUGAGGAGAGAGAGAGCGACAUCAGGAAGUCACCUGGGAAUCAGAGGAAACCGUCGUAUCUCCAGUCCCAUCAAGAUCCUGAACUUUGAGUCUCACUACAUCAAACUCCAGGCAGACUCCAACUACCUGCUGUCAGAGGAGUACGAGGAUCUGAAGGACGUUGGCCGUAAUCAGCCUCUGGACUCGGCUCUGCUGCCAGAGAACCGUGGGAAGAACCGGUACAACAACAUCCUUCCCUACGACUCCACCAGGGUGAAGCUGUCCUACGUAGACGAUGAUCCUUGCUCCGACUACAUCAAUGCCAGCUACAUCCCUGGGAAUAACUUCCGGCGGGAGUACAUCGCCACUCAGGGCCCUCUGCCGGGAACCAAAGACGACUUCUGGAAGAUGGUUUGGGAACAGAACGUCCACAACGUGGUGAUGGUCACUCAGUGUGUGGAGAAAGGAAGGGUGAAGUGUGAUCACUACUGGCCCUUUGACCAGGAUCCUCUGUACUACGGAGACCUGAUCGUCCAGAUGUUGUCGGAGUCCGUCCUACCUGAGUGGACCAUCCGAGAGUUCAACAUCUGCAGCGAGGAGCAGCUGAGCUUCACCCGCCUGGUCCGUCAGUUUCACUACACGGUGUGGCCUGAUCACGGAGUCCCAGAGACCACCCACUCCCUCAUCCAGUUUGUCCGGACUGUCAGGGACUACGUCAACAGGACUCCUGGAUCUGGACCCACCGUCGUCCACUGCAGUGCUGGUGUGGGUCGUACAGGGACCUUCAUCGUUCUGGAUCGAGUGCUGCAGCAGCUGGACUCCAAGGACACGCUGGAUAUCUACGGCUCCGUGUUUGACCUGAGACUCCACCGAUCACACAUGGUGCAGACUGAGUGUCAGUACUCGUACCUCCAUCAGUGCGUCAGAGACGUUCUAAGAGCCAGGAAGCUUCGCAGCGAGCAGGAGAACCUCCUCUGCCCCGUCUAUGAGAACGUGAACCACAGAGAGAUGCUGAGUUCCAGACGUUAAUGUUUUUCUGAGACGCAGCAAAUCUAUUUUUCUACCACUGUUUAUAUUAGAGAGAAACUUUAUGAUUAUUUAUGUAACACACCUGUACAUACACCUGUGUCAUACUGUGUCUGUAUAUAUCCUGCAACAGAUGUUUUUUAUAAGAGAUAAUGUUUCAAGCCUACAAGGCACAUGACCAGAAGAGUCAGGUGAGUCAGAGGAGUCAGGUGAGUUAGGUGAGUCAGGGGUCCAGAGUCUGAUCCUCUGUAUGAAGCUGUGGUCUGAUUCAGGACAGUGAGCUGGUGUCUGUGUCUUUAAGUUUAUUUGUGCAGCAGCUUUCAACGAACUACACCUAAACUACACCAACUACACCUAAACUACACCCUCUACACCUAUUCUAGCCCUGAGAGGUGUCUGCAGGUUUCCCUCUCAGGCUGCAUACCUCCAGCAAUAAGACAGAGCAGUAGAUAUUCUAUUGAACCAGUAGUUGAAUGAUCAGUUAAUACAAACAGAGCAGUAGAUACAGUAUUUAUUUUAUUGAUCCAGUAGUUGAUUGUUCAGUAAAUAGAAACACCUGAAUGAAAACAGCUGAGUGAUAACAGGCAGGUAACACAACAGACACUAAUGAUGAGCAGGUGAGACAGGAUGUUCAUCAGUCUGUUCAGGCCUCAGUGUGUUGAUGUCAGGUUGUUGUGUAUCUGUCGUUGUGUAUCAACAUGUGUUUGUAUGUAAGAUAUUAUUAUAAUGUGUAACAUGUAUUUUUACUUCAAUUCAUUAAACAGCUGAGACCAUGUAGAAA
Seriola aureovittata is the source of this 9376-nucleotide messenger RNA. RefSeq names its product receptor-type tyrosine-protein phosphatase beta-like. The record is from RefSeq and is a predicted model, not a curated record. The transcript is spliced from 34 exons. Lineage: Eukaryota; Metazoa; Chordata; Actinopteri; Carangiformes; Carangidae. Gene Ontology annotation, molecular function: protein tyrosine phosphatase activity; cadherin binding. Gene Ontology annotation, biological process: protein dephosphorylation; angiogenesis. The coding region runs from base 547 to 8598 and encodes 2683 amino acids.